Aedes albopictus (Asian tiger mosquito) is the source of this 2942-nucleotide messenger RNA. RefSeq names its product leucine-zipper-like transcriptional regulator 1 homolog. Gene Ontology annotation, cellular component: Golgi apparatus. The transcript is spliced from 5 exons. The coding region runs from base 175 to 2514 and encodes 779 amino acids. Gene Ontology annotation, molecular function: protein binding. The record is from RefSeq and is a predicted model, not a curated record. NCBI's taxonomy places the organism in Eukaryota, Metazoa, Arthropoda, Insecta, Diptera, Culicidae.
ACAAAGCAGAGAAGCAAAGUUUUGUUUGUGCAAAGAAAAUUUUAUAUUUUUGCAAAAAUUGCUGUUAAUUUGUGAGAGUUAUUUAACAAACGAUGCAUUGAUUUACUUCAUUACCCUUAGCGCGUAUCGGUGGUGCAAUCAGUUGUCAGUGAAAUAGUGUAAAAGUCCUAGACAAUGGCAAACACGAAUCGCUUCACCUCGCCCACGCCUUCUUCCGCGUCGUCGUUGGCUGGAGGUGGGCCGAGCAGUAGCACUUCCUUGUCGUCGGCUCCGACGCCGGGACCCUCCCCGAGUGUGGCCAACAAAUGGAAACGGAUGCUCGAAUGCGACGAGUUUGUCGGGGCGCGGAGAUCUAAGCACACGGUGGUGGCCUACAAGGAUGCAAUUUACGUCUUCGGGGGCGACAAUGGCAAGAACAUGCUGAACGACUUGAUCCGGUUCGGGGUGAAGGAUAAAUCGUGGGGAAGGGCGUUCUCAACGGGCACGCCACCGGCUUCACGGUACCACCACUCGGCGGUUGUCCACGGGACGUCCAUGUUCGUUUUCGGAGGCUACACCGGGGACAUUCAUUCCAACUCGAAUCUGACGAACAAGAACGACUUGUUCGAGUACAAUUUCCAGAAUGGCCAGUGGACCGAGUGGAAGUUUGUCGGAAAGACACCGGUGCCAAGAAGUGCCCACGGGGCAGCUGUUUACGAUAACAAGCUGUGGAUCUAUGCCGGAUACGACGGGAAUGCCCGGUUGAACGACAUGUGGACAAUCCGGCUGACCGGCGAUACCCAUCACUGGGAGGAGGUCCAGCAGAAGGGAGACCGUCCGCCGACGUGCUGCAACUUUCCGGUGGCGGUGGCGAGAGGUUGUAUGUAUGUGUUCUCCGGGCAGAGCGGGCUGCAGAUAACGAAUACGCUGUUCCAGUUCAAUUUUAAGGAUAAAACCUGGCGCCGAAUCUCCAACGAGCACAUCCUGAGGGGUGCCCCUCCACCGCCGGCCCGCCGUUAUGGCCACACCAUGGUCCACCACGAUCGGUUCCUGUACGUGUUUGGCGGGGCGGCUGAUUCCACAUUGCCGAACGAUUUGCACUGCUACGAUCUGGACUCGCAGGUUUGGUCUACGGUGAUUCCGGCGUCCGAAUCUCAGGUCCCCAGUGGGCGUCUGUUCCACGCUGCGGCCGUUAUCGGCGAUGCCAUGUACAUCUUUGGCGGCACCAUUGACAACAACGUCCGCAGUGGAGACAUGUAUCGGUUCCAGUUUUCCAGCUAUCCGAAGUGUACCCUGCAGGACGACUUUGGCAAGUUUUUGCAGAACCGACAGUUUUGCGAUGUUGACUUUUUGGUUGGAACGGACGAAGUGAAAAUUUCAGCGCACAUUGCAAUGAUCGUUGCUCGAUCACAGUUUUUAAGAUCGAAGAUAUUGACGGCUCGUGAUGCCAGGAACGUACACUAUGAAAAAUUGUUCGGAACGGCAGAGGUUCCAUUUGCUGAACGACCAGUAUUGGAAGUUCAGUUGCCGAACGCACAACCUGAUGCAUUUGAAAUGGUUCUCAACUAUAUCUACACGGAUCGCAUUGAUUUUAAGGAUCCCUUCUGUAACAAAAUUGUGCUGCUCAUGAUGGACGUUUAUCAGCUGGCCGUCCAAUUUUACAUUCCCAGGUUGGAGCAACUAUGCGUGCAGUAUCUGGAGUUCAAAAUUUCCAAGACUAAUGUCCUAGAUGCUCUCUACAAUGCCGAUCGGAUGGGUCUCACUUUGAUUAAGGAGCACUGUCUGGGUUUCAUCACCAAAGAGGAUCAUUUCUACGAUAUCGUCAUGUCGCCGGAAUUUGCUGCGCUUGAGAAACCUCUUAUCGUGGAAAUAAUCCGCAAACGCUUGAAUCCGAGCAAACAUUCCACCGAUAUGAAGUACGAUAAAACGAUUGGAACGUCGUUGGAAAACGACAUGGCUGUGUUCCUGAAAUCCGGCGGAAAGGAAUUUUGCGACAUCAAUUUGGUUCUGGAAGGAAAUGUGAUUCCAGCGCACAAAUCGAUCCUGGCGGCCAGGUGUACCUACUUCCAAGCGAUGUUCCGCUCGUUUAUGCCGGCUGACAACAUCGUCAAUAUCCAAAUCGGUGAUAUCUCGCCGUCCCAGGAGUCGUUCAGCUCUCUUCUGCGCUUCAUCUACUAUGGCGACACAAAGAUGCCUCCGGAGGACUCGCUGUAUCUUUUUCAAGCCCCCUGUUUCUACGGGUUCACCAACAACCGACUGCAGGCCUUCUGCAAGCACAACCUAGAGAACAACAUCACGUACGACAACGUGCUGCAAAUCCUGGAAGCAUCGGACAAAAUGAACGUGCCGGACAUCAAGAACUACGCCCUGCGGAUGGUGGUUCAUAAUUUCUCGCAGGUCGCACGACUACCCAAGAUGCAGGAGUUGACGCGGGAGCUCUUGCUGGACGUGAUCAUGGCCGUCGCAGAAACCAAGGGGGACAACAAGCGGAUCAGCCACGAUUCGACCUUCAUCAGCUUGUACAGCGACAUUUGAAGGAUAGCCUUUCUUCAGCCGGUUCUGAGCAUCCUGUUGGCGUGGUUGCGGAACAAUAACGAGCUGCCCUAGACCAGUAUUGUUCGUAGGAAUCUCUCGUUGGCCAAAAUUCUCUUCAACAAUUGAUAUGCACCGAAGUUUUAGGAACAAAUUAAUAAUUAUGAUGAAAAUUCUCAUUAUCGAUGUUCUUGAUGUGAUUGGCUUUAGUCUAGUGAAUAUUUAGGGGAACGUAACGUACUCAUCUGUAGUUCAAGUCAUGAAUUGGUAUGUCUUAUUCUUAUCAAAGCUAGAAAUUUACAAAUAAAAAAAAAACAAAAUCAAUCCAGUUGAAAAUCAGAAUACCUAUAUUAGUGUUGAAUAUAUUCAACUUUUAUUGUAAUCAGUACAUAAAAUGACUACAUUUUAAUAAAGAAAACUUCCUAACAUUA